CUAUUCGAAGAAACGAAGCAACUAGAAUACGAGAAUACCUCGAGCCAAAACAGCCCGGAUGACGACGUUCAUUUCAUGCCUUUCAAAUUUCAAUUCCCGUCUCACAUGAAAUGCUCUAAACACCCUCAACCAUGCCAACUUCCUCCUUCAACAAGUGUAAGUGGGGGCAGUUCUAAGAUCAAGGUGGAAUACUACAUCACUGCCGCCGCGGACAGACCUAUAUUUGGCGGUCUAUCUACAAAAAAGAGGGUCACAAAGCCAUUGCAACUCAGCAGCAACUUUUCAUCCAACUCGCCAGCACCGUUGUCCAUCUCCAGCCUACCGUUAACUCUACAACAAAAAGAUGGCAAAAAGCGUCUGCAGGCCGGGCCUGAUGGCUUACCGGCAUACACGCCAUCUAUACACAUCCAAGUCGUGCAUCCUGAGCCACCAAUCUUUGUCCGAGGCCAAGCAAACCGCAUCCGAUUCAAUAUCCACAGCCCAUCCGAAGCGAUUGGGAAAGUUUUUGUUCGGAGCAUAAACAUCAACUUUAAGACGUCCACUAUCGCAGCAGCUGGGUCGGCUACGCAACGAGUCGAUCAAAAUGCAUCGGGAGUUGAGCUAUCCAGUCUUAUUCCAAUCGAUUCGGAAAUACUGGAGCUCGAUACGGGAACUUGGGGGCGCCUGUCUAUGCUCAGCCUCAGACCAACAUUCGAAUCAUGCCUAAUGCAGAUAAAGCAUGCAGCUGAAAUCAGUGUUGGUAUAUCGGUAGGGCCGCAGGGCAGCAUUUCACAUGCUUCAUCUUCGUUCGAUAUCCUGGUGAUGGAUCCGCCACCUUCAUACGAAGAGAUCUAG
Messenger RNA from Trichoderma atroviride IMI 206040, 834 nucleotides. RefSeq lists its product as uncharacterized. Lineage: Eukaryota; Fungi; Ascomycota; Sordariomycetes; Hypocreales; Hypocreaceae. The record is from RefSeq and is a predicted model, not a curated record.